GGGGGGGGAAUGGAGUAACUGGCGUUCUCGCGAGAGUUGCUUCGUUUCUGGAAGGAUUUGGCGUAAGCGGUGAAGCGUUCCUUUGUCAGGGAAGGAUAAGAUCGAGAAGGUGACCGGUUGUUUUGCAGCUCCCGGUAGCGUCGGAGUUGAACCAAGGAUCUGCUCAGGAGGACAGAGAGAAGGGUGUCAGUGUUUGUAUCUUUUGAGAAUCACAUGUGGAAGAAGAAAUGGAAUAUAUGAAAGAGUAUACUCCCCUUCACCAGGGGAACAUCUUAUGUUGCCAAUGUGGCAUUGCAAUCCCACCAAACCCAGCCAACAUGUGUGUAGACUGUUUAAGAACUCAAGUGGAUAUCACUGAGGGGAUUCCUAAACAAGUCACUGUUCAUUUCUGCAAACAGUGUGAAAGAUAUCUUCAACCACCAGCAGCUUGGCUACAGUGUGCCUUGGAAUCAAGAGAACUUCUUUCAUUAUGCCUUAAAAAAAUUAAGGCUUCUCUUAGUAAGGUUCGGUUGAUUGAUGCAGGAUUUGUAUGGACUGAACCACACUCUAAAAGACUUAAAGUAAAAUUGACUAUACAAAAAGAGGUAAUGAAUGGUGCAAUUCUUCAGCAAAUCUUUGUAGUAGAGUAUAUUGUUCAGUCACAAAUGUGUGAAGACUGCCAUCGAGUUGAAGCUAAGGACUUCUGGAAAGCAGUGGUUCAAGUUAGGCAAAAGACUCUACAUAAAAAGACGUUCUAUUAUUUAGAGCAAUUAAUUUUAAAGCACAGGCUUCACCAGAACACUCUUCGGAUCAAAGAGAUUCAUGAUGGUCUGGAUUUCUAUUUUGCUUCCAAACAGCAUGCUCAGAAAAUGGUGGACUUCCUUCAGUGUACUGUACCUUGUAGAAUUAAAUCAUCACAGCGUUUGAUUUCUCAUGACAUUCACAGCAAUACAUAUAAUUACAAAAGCACUUUCUCUGUUGAGAUUGUUCCAGUAUGCAAGGACAAUGUUGUGUGUUUAUCACCAAAACUGGCUCAAAGCCUUGGUAACAUGAGCCAGAUCUGCAUCUGUAUCCGGGUAACCAGUGCCAUUCACAUCAUUGAUCCAAGUACUCUUCAAAUUGCAGAAAUAGAUGGAAAUACUUAUUGGCGCCAUCCUUUUAAUAGCUUGUUUCAUCCAAAACAGUUAGAAGAAUUUAUUGUAAUGGAUAUCAGUAGGGCCUAUGAACAGAAGCAAAAUGCUGGUGCAGGCAUGAAAUCCAAUAAGCAUAUCCUUGCGGAAGCCUGGGUUCAGAAAACAUCAGAAUUGAAUACAGACCAUCAGUAUUUCUGUCGUACUCACUUGGGGCAUCUUCUGAAUCCUGGAGAUCUUGUAUUGGGCUUUGAUUUGGUUAAUUGUAAUCUGAAUGAUGAAUAUGCAAAUAAGAUGAAUCCCCAUAAUGUUCCUGAUGUGAUUUUGAUUAAAAAAAGUUACGAUCGCACCAAGCGUCAACGUCGCAGAAAUUGGAAACUGAAAGAAUUACAAAGAGACCGAGAUAACAUGGAUACCGAUGAUGAAAGACAAUACCAAGACUUCUUAGAAGAUCUAGAAGAAGAUGAAACAAUUAGAAAAAAUGUCAAUAUUUAUAAAAAUCCAGUGAUACCAGUAGAGAGUGACAUAGAUGAUGAGAGCAUUCCCCAAAUCAGUCUCACUGAAAUGCUUGAAGACCUUCAGAUAUCUGAAGAUGCUACAGGGGGAGAAGGUGCCAAUAUGCUGAUGGGAUAAGUUAGGAGAUCUUGCUAAAUUGGUAUAUUUCCUACUAUUUUAAUAAUUUCAAUAUCUGUUCUUGAGGCUGUUGGUGUUGAUAGGUAUUAACAAAUCUCAAAUAAACUGGUCCUUUAAAUACAUAUCUUACAGCUGGCAAAUGAAUGAAGUUCAAAUUCAAAUUAGGAAGUGAAACAAUUUGAAUCAAGAUUAUUCAUAUUAUUUGAAAAUGAUUUAAAUUUCUUUAGAGUGUAAACAAAAAAACCUGAUUCAACAUGUUGCAGUAAGUUUGAAUGAGAUUUGAUAGUUUAGUAUGCUUUAUGACAUAAGUGUCAAAAUAUAUGAGUCAUAAAAUUAUGAAAUGCAGAUAAUGUAAAGACAUAGAUUAUAAUUAUGGUAUAAUUUAUUUAAUGCAUAUCAUUUGCAUUAUAACAUCAUGCUCCAUGAAAUGUCAUUUCUCUUCUUCCCCAGCUAUUGUAAUUUCUAAAAUUUAUUUAUGGUUUAGGACUGUAUCAGGGGCGGGUUCCAAAUCCUGUCGCUACUGGUUCGCUCGUGCGCGCACACUCGCACAUCACUUCUGCACAUGCGCAGAAGUGUCCGGGGAUGUGGGCGGAGCCUCCCGCCGCCGCUACCAGUUCGCCCAAUUUGGUGCAAACCGGUAGGAACCCACCACUGGACUGUGUGAAUUAGUAAACCAUGGUUAGGUUAGAGUUAGGGGGAUAGUAUGAUACAUGAACCCCACAGUUAAGCAUACCAGGUAAUAUUCCAAAUAUUUAGAACUAUAUUUGUGUCCUUCAGUUCUUUCAGAAUAAUGGCAGUUGAAAUCCAGACAGGUAAAGAAUGGUCAGGCUGGUGUAAACUCUGUUUAACUUCUCCAACAGGACAUAAUUCUUAAGCCUUCUGUUGAGGUUAGAAAUAUGUUCAUGAGGUAAAAAGGUGCAUCAGUAUUGCAGGUCUGAAGUACUUUCUUUGUAUUUUUUUUUAUUUGUGCAACAUACUCUCAUUGAUGGAAGUUAGAAGUAGACACAAACCAUAUAAAAACAUUUUUUAAAAAUAUGCUGUAUUAAGAUGACAAUAUUUUUAUGGUAUAGAAAAUGCUAACUGUUUUUGUAUCUGCUUUCUUGAUAUGUCAUUAUCUGUUCCAGCUAAUCUUUAAAGAACAUCAAAGAAGUCUUUUUUUUUUUUUACUUCCAUAAGUUGAUUAUACAUGUCCAGGAACAGUUUUUAGAAUGCUAAUUUAUGAUUACAGAUACCAUUUAAUUAUGCAAUGAGAUUUGACAAGUGGUUGUGGUCUUACAUAGACAUGUAAGAAAGUGUGUUUAUGAAAGCAGAAUGGGGAAAUCUAGAACUUUUGUCCUUGCCAAAUCAAUUAUUUUACAGGUGUGACAUAGUUUGGGGAAGGAGUCUACACAAACAAAUUUUUUUCUGUUGCAUUUCAAGAUCUCUCCCUUGAGUUGAGGGAGUAUCAAAUAGCUUUUCAGUGAUUAAAAAAACAAACAAUUCCCCUAAAUAAGGACAACACGCCAUAAAAUGAUUUCAUACAAGAUUGGUAUACAAUAUCUCUUUUCAGAGUAAUUAAAUAGAAAUGGUAUCAUUGCUAAAAGAGUUUUUGUAGUAAAAGAAAUGCAUUUCUCAAUCCAUAUAAUGCUAUUUGGAUAUUUGUAUUAUUUACAUCUCCGUAAUAUUUCACUCUAAAUGUAGUGUAGUAAUAUUUCUCUCUAAAUGUAGAGCAGAUGUUACAUCAAAGAAGUUUUAGAAAUUACACUGCUACUUUUACAAUGAAUUUGUAAAUGCUGUUUUCACUGUUUUGGUAAUAACUACCUUUCUUCAUUAAAAUAUGUCAAGAUUGA
Pantherophis guttatus is the source of this 3571-nucleotide messenger RNA. RefSeq names its product NMD3 ribosome export adaptor (gene NMD3). Gene Ontology annotation, cellular component: nucleus; cytoplasm. The record is from RefSeq and is a predicted model, not a curated record. Gene Ontology annotation, biological process: ribosomal large subunit export from nucleus. NCBI's taxonomy places the organism in Eukaryota, Metazoa, Chordata, Lepidosauria, Squamata, Colubridae. Gene Ontology annotation, molecular function: ribosomal large subunit binding.